GAAAGACGUCAGAGAUGACUGAUGUUGAGCCUGUAGUCACAGAUUUUGCUGCAUCCGGACGGGCAGGGCGCCGAAAUGCUUUACCAGACAUUCUGGGUUCUUCUGCCGGAGCUGGAACGUCCGAACUGCCACACAAAUUAGCAAAACUCUCAAUGUCAGAAGGAGCUGAAGGAGGAGAAGCGUCAUCCUCUGAUGCCACUAUGGAAAACCAAGAGAUGGAAGGAAAAAGAAUAGAUUCCUAAUGUUUAUAAAAUGUUCAGUUUUGGUGAUUACCUACAAACUUCACUGCCAGAGUGUCCAAGACUCUGAAAUAUGUAAUAUCUGUAACUGGCUAAUAUGAAUAUGGCGUGUUGAAAAAUUAGUUGUUUUCAAUUUCAUCAAGAAGCAAUUUAUUUAUUUAUAAAUCAUAGCCAGCAUCUGCAGAAAAAAAAA
This is a messenger RNA of Thamnophis sirtalis, 432 nucleotides long. The record is from RefSeq and is a predicted model, not a curated record. NCBI's taxonomy places the organism in Eukaryota, Metazoa, Chordata, Lepidosauria, Squamata, Natricidae.